UCAACCAUAUGAGACAAAAUUAUCGAUAUUCUUACUGACUUGAUGAGAAAUAAUUACAUUGUUAAUAAUUCUGAAGAAAUUAAGCCUUUAUUGAAUAAUAUCAUGGACACUAAUUCCCAACAAAAUCUACAUAAUUAUUCACAAGAUAAUAUAUUUAUAGAUGACCCAGAGUUCAAUGAAAUUAUAAGGCAAGCUGAAGAAGCCAUUGAAAAUGAAGUUUUUCCAGAAAGAAUUAUACAGGGAAGUAGUGGGAGCUACUUUGUGAAAAAUAUUGAUGGGAAAAUAAUAGGAGUGUUUAAGCCUAAAUCUGAGGAACCUUAUGGGCACCUUAAUCCCAAGUGGACCAAAUGGAUGCACAAGCUAUGUUGCCCAUGCUGUUUUGGGCGGACCUGUCUAGCUCUAAAUGAGGGCUACCUCUCUGAAGCCGCAUCCAGUCUUAUCGAUGGGAAAUUAAACCUAUGUGUUGUACCCAAAACUAGGGUGGUCAAAUUGGCUAGUAAAACAUUCAACUAUUCUGCCCUGGAUCGGGCCAAAGCUCAAACCAAGAAAAAUGUCAUGGAAAAAUUUCCAGAUUUCGGCAAAAAAUUUCACCGAAUUGGAUUGCCACUCAAAGUGGGCUCGUUUCAAAUUUUCGUAUCCGGUUAUCGUAACGCUGAUUAUUGGUUGAGAAGGUUCGAAUCUGAGCCCGGUUUGCUAGCACCUGUUUCCUCAGAUUUUCAAUCCGAAUUUGAAAGACUCGUCAUUCUUGAUUACAUCAUAAGGAACACAGAUCGCGGUAACGACAACUGGCUCAUCAAAUUAAGCGAAAUCCAAUCAGCGGACGCGAAAUCAAUCAUUCCCAUCGACUCACCGAAGAAUGACGGCCCUGCAAUCGACGGCGAAAAAAUGUCAAUUAAUAGACAGAAGGCAAAACAGAAGAGAAUAGCGAUAGCUGCCAUUGAUAAUGGCUUGGCCUUCCCUUUCAAACACCCCGACUCUUGGAGAGCUUACCCUUAUCACUGGGCCUGGUUACCUCAAGCCAAAAUUCCCUUCUCAGAUUCGAUCUCUGAUAGAUUGGUUCCUAUGCUUUCAGAUCUUAAAUUCGUUCAGGAUUUGUGCCAGGAACUUUUUCAUCUGUUUAAAACCGAUAAAGGAUUCGACGAAAAGCUGUACGAAAAACAAAUGUCCGUUAUGAGAGGACAGAUUUUAAACCUGACGGAUGCCCUAAAGAAUCGAAAGACUCCCAUACAACUGGUUCAAAUGCCUACACAAAUCGUAGAAAGGGCUACUUCUAAGGUAUCCAGCGAAAAGAUGGCCGCUCGACAUCAUCUCUUAACCAAUCAUAAUUCCGCUCAAAAUACCAUUAAAGACUCUUUAUCCAGAAAAAACUUUUACGAAAAAUUGUACGAUAGCACCGUCAAUUGCAAUUCUACGAACGCCGAAUUGAAUAAUAAUAACUUUUACACCCAAAGUUUCCACGAAAAAAGGCCGUUUUUCUCUUGGUGUUAAAUACUAAUUAAAGCGCGUGGAUAAGGGGAAGGUCAUAGGAACCAUGCUUUUCCCCCUUGAAAUGGCAAAUGUCAGAAAUGAACACUCUUCAUUUUUUCUAAUAUCUUAUUUUUAUUCAAUUCUUAAUUUUUAUUACUUUAAUCCAUGGUGUGUUUUACACCAAAUAUUUAAUUCUAAACUCUAGAAAAUAAUAUUGUCUCCAUUUAUUUUAUUCAUUUAAUUUUUUCUUUCAAUGUUAUUUAUUAAGUACUAAGUCUUUUCCUUGAAAAAUAUUAAUAUUGUGACUGCAAAUUGUUUUGCUUAUAUAUAUUAUUUAAUAAAAUAUUAUAAAAACCAGUCAAAUCACAUAUUUAUGAUAAAAUCAAUUUUUUUUAUAUUAUAUAUUUUAUAUAUACAUUUUAAUAAGAAAAUAACACCAACGAAUGAAUGUAACAUUUUACUUUCAAAAAUAUUUACUCUACUAAUUAGUAUUAUACAAAACUGAAAUUUGCAUCUUGGAUUAUUUUAAUUAAAAUAUUAUCUGAAUUUUUUUUUACAAAGUUAUAAUGUUCUUAUAUUAUAUAUCGAUUAUACCAAAUAUUUUUCCCCAAUUAAUUUUUAAAGUUAAUUAUUCUAAUAUUUUAUAAAAAAAUUGAUUUAGCCAAACAAAAAAAAAUAAUAAUUGCAUGUAAUAUUUGCC
Gordionus sp. m RMFG-2023 is the source of this 2167-nucleotide messenger RNA. RefSeq names its product phosphatidylinositol 4-kinase type 2-alpha-like. NCBI's taxonomy places the organism in Eukaryota, Metazoa, Nematomorpha, Gordioida, Chordodea, Parachordodidae. Gene Ontology annotation, molecular function: 1-phosphatidylinositol 4-kinase activity. Gene Ontology annotation, biological process: phosphatidylinositol phosphate biosynthetic process; endosome organization; Golgi organization. The transcript has 10 exons. Bases 43 to 1488 code for a protein of 481 amino acids. Gene Ontology annotation, cellular component: endosome; trans-Golgi network; plasma membrane. The record is from RefSeq and is a predicted model, not a curated record.